This is a messenger RNA of Loxodonta africana (African savanna elephant), 1784 nucleotides long. RefSeq names its product pyrroline-5-carboxylate reductase 2 (gene PYCR2). The record is from RefSeq and is a predicted model, not a curated record. The transcript is spliced from 7 exons. Lineage: Eukaryota; Metazoa; Chordata; Mammalia; Proboscidea; Elephantidae. Gene Ontology annotation, biological process: L-proline biosynthetic process. Bases 64 to 1026 code for a protein of 320 amino acids. Gene Ontology annotation, molecular function: pyrroline-5-carboxylate reductase activity.
GUACCUCCGGGCCGGCGCUGCGAGGGUUCCUGCGGCUGCCCAGGAGACGAGGCGCCCGGGGCCAUGAGCGUGGGCUUCAUCGGCGCUGGCCAGCUGGCCUGUGCGCUGGCGCGCGGCUUCACGGCCGCAGGCAUCUUGUCCGCUCACAAGAUAAUAGCCAGCUCCCCCGAAAUGGAUCUGCCCACGGUGUCGGCGCUCAGGAAGCUGGGUGUGCAUCUGACCCGCAGCAACAAGGAGACGGUGCUCAACAGUGAUGUCCUGUUCCUGGCGGUGAAGCCACACAUCAUCCCCUUUAUCCUGGAUGAGAUCGGAGCCGAUGUCAAGGACAGGCACAUCGUGGUCUCCUGUGCGGCCGGUGUCACCAUCAACUCCGUGGAGAAGAAGCUGAUGGCUUUCCAGCCGGCCCCCAAGGUGAUUCGCUGCAUGACCAACACGCCUGUGGUGGUGCGGGAGGGUGCCACCGUGUACGCCACGGGCACUCAUGCCCUGGUGGAGGAUGGGCACCUCCUGGAGCAGCUCAUGAGCAGCGUGGGCUUCUGCACCGAGGUGGAGGAGGACCUGAUUGACGCCGUCACGGGGCUCAGCGGCAGCGGUCCUGCCUACGCUUUCAUGGCCCUGGAUGCAUUGGCUGAUGGCGGGGUGAAGAUGGGCCUCCCGCGGCGCCUGGCAGUCCGACUAGGGGCCCAGGCCUUGCUGGGAGCUGCCAAGAUGCUGCUGGAUUCAGAGGAGCACCCAGGCCAGCUCAAGGACAAUGUUUGCUCCCCUGGGGGUGCCACCAUCCACGCCUUGCACUUCUUGGAGAGUGGGGGCUUCCGGUCCCUGCUCAUCAAUGCCGUUGAGGCCUCCUGCAUCCGAACACGGGAGCUACAGUCCAUGGCUGACCAAGAAAAGAUCUCUCCAGCUGCCCUCAAGAAGACCCUCCUGGACAGAGUGAAGCAGGAAUCGUCCACAGUGUCCACGCUGACCCCCUCCAACCCAAGGACGCUCCUCACAAGAAGCCCAGCCCUGGGAGGCAAGAAGGGCUAAGGCAGCCUCCACCUGCUCUGUGGUCCAGGGCCCUCAGCUGAGGGGCCUUGUCCCACCCACACACGCACACCCAGUCCCCAGUCAUGUAUGCCAAGGGCAGCCUCUGGUAGCUUCCAGGUUCUUGUGAUAAAAACCUCCUUAAACCUGUUCAGAUCAGCCCAUUCUGAUAAGCGGCACUGGUUACCUGUCCUGUCCCAUGUGGAAAGAUGCUCCAGAGGGGUGGUGGGUGCUGGAAGCCAGAUGAACCCUGCACACCUCCAGUGUUGGCAGAGAGAGAGGCUGGACUUCAGCCCCAGCCAGACAGGAAAGUCUGGGGAGGACUUUAACUAGGGUACAUUGUAGCCUAAUACAGGGUCAGUUUCGAUGUCAAAUAAGGAAGUGAGAGAUGAAACUGUGGUAUGGAUUUUUCUCUUUGAAUUCAUAAAGGGAAAAGAAGUAAGCAACUUAGAAUUUCACAGUCGAUCAGAAAUGUACCAAAUUAGACUAUCCUUGUAUGGAGCCCUGGUGGCAUUGUGGUUAAGAGCUAUAGCUGCCACCCAAAAGGUCAGCAGCUCAAAUCCACCAGCCGCUCCUUGAAAACCUUAUGGGGUAGUUAGUUCUCUGUCCUGUAGGGUCAUUAUGAGUACGAAUCGACUUAACGGCAACGGGUUUGGUUUUGGUUUUAUUUGUGUCUCUUACUCCAUAGAUGUGCCGUUUAAAAAGUGCUGUUCAGAGCUGUUACAUUUAGCUGUUUUAAUAAAGCUUUAUUUUCUUGCUUU